CUGAUUACGUAUUCUCCUUAUUUAUCUUCUGUUUGAGGGUAUAAAAUUUGUACACUAAAGUCGUUUGUGUUAAAAGGUUUUCAAAGUUGAAUGUUCAGUGAUUCUUAGAUUGGUUUAAUAGUUAUAUAGCAACCCCACUGGUGAAGGUUUCAUCACAAUUUUUGAAAUUGUGAGAAAUUAGGGACAAAUGUGGCUGUUUGUGGCAACAAUAAUCAUUGUCCGAUGAAGUUCUUCUUUUCCAGUUAUCAACUCGAACGUACUUCGUUAUUCUCUCUGUCUAGCAAAUAAGUGUGGAAGAUGGAAUCCACAAGCUCAAGAGUCAAUGUUUCAAAUUCCAGACAAUCUUCUAAGCAGCUUCUGUUUGACCGCCGCUAUGGAUGGGUAAUCGAUGAGUGGAAAGACCCAGCAGAGGAAGCACUUGAUGGAGGCAGAGGAAUGUUUUGCAUACUGCCACUUGCCAAAGCCUUGGUGCAGAAGGCCUCACAAUCAAUAAAUUUUGCAGUAAUCUCGGUCAAAAAAGGUUCAGAAAACCCAGAACUGUUUUCCCCUCAGAUGCUACAGAGUGGUCUAGAUGACGGUGUUAAGAGUUUUAUGACAUUUUUCAAGAACAUCGGGAGUAAAGGUUUCAUCCUCAACAAGAAUUCUCAGUCACAUGCCUCCAAUAGCUCUUCCCUCUCACAUACAGAAAGCAAUGGAUGAAGGAACAAAUUUUAUCAUCAAAGUUUUUUGUUCUAAUACAGAAUGCAGUUUAUCAUCCAUUCUGUCCUAUCUAUUCAUUCCUAAUACAAUACUCAAUCGACAAUUAUUUGGAUACCAUUUCGGCGUUUUUGGUUGGUUGUCACAUUUCUGUAUCACUUAUAACUAUUCUUCACACCUUGUCUUUCUAAGGCCAAGAAUUAAAUACAUUAUCACAUUUUCAUUGAAUAGAUAUUUUCAAUUGACUUC
This is a messenger RNA of Vigna radiata var. radiata (mung bean), 945 nucleotides long. RefSeq lists its product as uncharacterized. Lineage: Eukaryota; Viridiplantae; Streptophyta; Magnoliopsida; Fabales; Fabaceae. The transcript has 5 exons. The record is from RefSeq and is a predicted model, not a curated record. Bases 298 to 699 code for a protein of 133 amino acids.